CCCGAGGGGGUGGUUGCGUGCGGACCGGACGCUCUGGGCCUGGUGAGCUUCCAGACGCCGGCUCUCGGGCACCCGAACCAGCCGAGCCCAGCCGGCCGCCUCUCCAGCUUGCGCUGCUGCACCCGUCGGGAGCGAGUGCGCCUGCGCGCCUGCCACCGCGCGCGCCUUGUCGCUGUCCUCUCACCCGCCGGCGGCCCGACAGUUCCUACCGCGCUCCCCUCCCGGCCUCUCUCAGCUCGGCAGCGCCCCGGCGUGCGGCAUGUCCCGGCGGCGGCACAGCGACGAGAACGACGGAGGACAGCCUCACAAAAGGAGAAAGACCUCUGAUGCCAAUGAAACUGAAGAUCAUUUGGAAUCGUUAAUAUGCAAAGUGGGAGAAAAGAGUGCCUGCUCUCUGGAGAGCAACCUAGAAGGCUUGGCAGGUGUUUUAGAAGCUGAUCUUCCUAACUACAAGAGCAAGAUCUUAAGGCUUCUUUGUACAGUUGCACGCCUGUUACCUGAGAAGUUGACAAUUUAUACAACAUUAGUUGGACUGCUGAAUGCCAGGAAUUACAACUUUGGUGGAGAGUUUGUAGAAGCUAUGAUUCGACAACUUAAGGAAUCAUUAAAAGCAAACAAUUAUAAUGAAGCUGUAUAUUUGGUCCGUUUUUUAUCUGAUCUUGUGAAUUGUCAUGUCAUUGCUGCCCCAUCCAUGGUUGCUAUGUUUGAAAAUUUUGUAAGUGUAACUCAGGAAGAAGAUGUACCUCAGGUGCGGAGAGAUUGGUAUGUUUAUGCGUUUCUGUCGUCUUUGCCCUGGGUUGGAAAGGAGUUGUACGAAAAGAAAGAUGCAGAGAUGGACCGCAUCUUCGCUAACACUGAAAGCUAUCUAAAAAGACGCCAAAAGACACAUGUCCCCAUGUUACAGGUAUGGACGGCUGAGAAACCACACCCGCAAGAAGAGUAUUUAGAUUGCCUGUGGGCCCAGAUUCAGAAAUUGAAAAAGGAUCGCUGGCAGGAGCGGCACAUCCUAAGACCUUAUCUUGCCUUUGACAGCAUCCUUUGUGAAGCACUGCAGCACAACCUGCCUCCUUUUACGCCACCUCCUCACACGGAAGACUCGGUGUACCCGAUGCCACGGGUCAUCUUCCGAAUGUUUGAUUACACGGAUGAUCCCGAGGGUCCUGUAAUGCCAGGGAGUCAUUCAGUUGAAAGAUUUGUCAUAGAAGAGAAUCUUCACUGCAUCAUUAAGUCCCACUGGAAGGAAAGGAAAACUUGCGCUGCACAGCUGGUGAGCUAUCCAGGGAAGAACAAGAUCCCCUUGAACUACCAUAUAGUUGAGGUGAUCUUUGCAGAGCUGUUCCAGCUGCCAGCUCCCCCACACAUUGAUGUGAUGUACACUACGCUGCUCAUCGAGCUGUGCAAACUGCAGCCCGGCUCUCUUCCCCAAGUUCUUGCACAGGCAACUGAAAUGUUAUACAUGCGUUUGGACACGAUGAACACUACAUGUGUGGACAGGUUUAUUAAUUGGUUUUCCCAUCAUCUAAGUAACUUCCAGUUCCGUUGGAGCUGGGAAGAUUGGUCAGAUUGUCUUACUCAAGAUCCUGAAAGUCCCAAACCAAAGUUUGUAAGAGAAGUUCUAGAAAAAUGUAUGAGGUUGUCUUAUCAUCAGCGUAUAUUAGAUAUUGUUCCUCCUACCUUCUCAGCUCUAUGUCCUGCAAACCCAACCUGCAUUUACAAGUACGGAGAUGAAAGUAGCAAUUCUCUUCCUGGACACUCAGUUGCCCUCUGUUUAGCUGUUGCCUUUAAAAGUAAAGCAACCAAUGAUGAAAUCUUCAGCAUUCUGAAAGAUGUGCCAAAUCCUAACCAGGAGGAUGAUGAUGAUGAAGGAUUCAGCUUUAACCCUUUGAAAAUCGAGGUCUUUGUACAGACUCUGCUACACUUGGCAGCCAAAUCAUUCAGCCACUCGUUUAGUGCUCUUGCAAAGUUUCAUGAAGUCUUCAAAACCCUAGCUGAGAGUGAUGAAGGAAAGUUACAUGUUCUGAGAGUUAUGUUUGAGGUCUGGAGGAACCAUCCACAGAUGAUUGCUGUACUAGUAGAUAAGAUGAUCCGUACACAGAUUGUUGACUGUGCUGCAGUGGCAAAUUGGAUCUUCUCUUCAGAACUAUCUCGAGACUUUACUAGAUUAUUUGUUUGGGAAAUCUUGCACUCCACGAUUCGUAAGAUGAACAAACACGUUCUCAAAAUCCAGAAAGAGCUGGAAGAGGCGAAAGAGAAACUCGCAAGGCAACACAAACGGCGAAGUGACGAUGACGACAGAAGCAGUGAUAGGAAAGAUGGGGCUCUGGAGGAGCAAAUAGAAAGAUUGCAGGAAAAAGUGGAAUCUGCUCAGAGUGAACAGAAGAACCUCUUCCUCGUCAUAUUCCAGCGUUUUAUCAUGAUCUUGACCGAGCACUUAGUACGAUGCGAGACUGAUGGAACCAGCGUAUUAACCCCGUGGUACAAGAACUGUAUAGAGAGGCUCCAGCAGAUCUUCUUACAGCAUCACCAAAUAAUUCAGCAAUACAUGGUGACCCUGGAGAACCUGCUCUUCACUGCCGAGUUAGACCCGCAUAUCCUGGCUGUGUUCCAGCAGUUCUGUGCCCUACAGGCCUAAGGAUCCUUUUAUUCCCUUGUCAAGAUUUUUAAAAAAUAUCUCAAAAUAAUUUGUCUUAUUUUUUGAUGGUUUGAAUGCUUGCUUUCUUGUAGCAUCCUUUCACUUAUUAAAGGGGGGGGAGGGAGGAGGACGGUGAAGAAUAGAGCAUUGGUUACCUUCAAUGGCUCCUACAAAGCGAAAAUUCCCGACUAUGUGACAAUGACCAUAGGAUGUAUUAUAUAUGUGACAGAUACAACUUUUCUGGUAUUUUUUUUUCCUUAAGGCACAAAAGAUAAGUGAUUUAAGGUAUGUGAACACUAGAGGUCCAGCUUACAAAGUAGUAUAUAGAACUGGUGGGUUUACUAUCAAGUAGCAUAGCUUUUCACAGCUCAUGGAUAACCUGGUACGGCUGAAAUAAAACUAAAUGUUUUUUAAACUUCGGUAUUUCAUGAUUUAUCUCAGUCUACUUAAAAAUCGCUUUCUUAUUGAAGGUGUACUUCCCUCACUUCGAAUUCCUUCUCUAAAGUAUUUUAAGUAAUAUUAAUAAAUGUUAUUCAGAGUAGCACCACCCAAAUUCUUGUUAUUUUCUAAAUUAAACCACAAUCUCUGGGGAGUGAAGUGGAGCCAGCCAUCAUUCUAAAGCCUCCCUUGGUGCUGUCCAGUGUGCAGGCAGCUGUGGGAACCAUGACCUUGGAGCCAUCUGGUCAUCUCCUCUAGUCUCAGAUUUGUCCAAGGUCCACUAGGGAAGUACAUGUUGAACUGGCAACAGAAGUAGCUAGACUAGCUAAAACUGUACUUGGAAUUCUAUGUAGGUUUGAACUUUGUUUCUAAAGAACUUGGUCCAAGUAAUUACUAAUUCUUGAGCCUGUUUCCUAUAGGGUAUUAAAGCUUAGCUCAGAUAAGACCGCACAUGAAAUAAUCACGUCUAAGGGAUUCCCUGACAUUGCAAAUCGCUAGCAUUUUAAGACUUCACUAAAAAAUUUAUCAACAACCCCACAACUGGUAAGUAGUGUUCCCGGUCAUCUGUGCAACACGGUAUUAACUUACUGUCUCAUAAACUGCAGAGGCAGGCAUUAGCAUUUUUCAUAUUAUCCAGUUUCUUUGGUUUACCCCACAUUUAGUAGCUACAGAAUAUAGUCUACUCAAGAGAGAAGAAUUCCUAGGAUUUUUAAAUACCAUUUAAACAAAUAAUGCAAGUUACCAGCAGGAAAGGGACCAAUACCCAGGUUCUUGUCUAAAUAUUCUUUUGGUUAUGCUGUUCCUCCUUCCCACAAGUCAGACAUGGCUCUUGUCCUCAAGAGGCCAAAACAAUAACCAUUUAUGGCUCUGGUAACUUUGACCCUACACUGUCCUGUAGCCUUCCCUAGCCCAGUGUACCUGCAGUUCGGCUGGUAUACCUGCUGGAUCCCAAGUCUAGAGGAAUUUUUCUCUUGGAUCCUCUUUUCACGUGUAAUAUUGCUUCUCACAAGAAUUCACUGACGGGACCCUGCUCUUGUACAGUUUGGUAGCUAAGUUUAUGGAAAAAACUGGAAGUUGAAUUUCCAAAAAAAGGCAUAAGAGCAAAAACAUUCAGCAGCUGCUUUCCCCACUCAAGCAGCUCAUACAGACAAAAGAAUGGCAGCUCACUACCAUACCUCGCAAAGAAAUCAAUAUUCUGUUAAAUACUCUGUCAAUGCCAUUUAACGUUUCCUUUGUCAAAGUGAACAUAUGCUUUGUUUUCCUUGAUUCUCAAUCUCCCUUCCAGGAAUAAUUCAGGCAGUGGUUCAUAUGAAAAUAAGUUUGCUUGGUCUUCCUGGAAAGUAUUUAAUAGUUUGUUACAUAAUUUACUAAUCUGUAAUUAUACCUAAAAUGAGAAAUGAGGAAAAAACUUGCCAACCUGGGUAGAAUACAUUGUGCUGUCAGUAUUCUCUGGAUACUGGGAUCCUCUUCAAGUGAUGAAAGCGUGCAUAGAAGCAUACGGGAAACCAGACAAAUCUAGAACUGUGCUGUCCUGAUGAGAUUACAUGCUCAAGUGCCACAUGCCACAGAUUGGCCAUCUUUAAUCCUCACAACCGUUCUCUGCGAGAUGAUUGUGCCCAUCCAGCAGAUCAAAAUACUCCCAUGAAGUAACAUACCCAAGGCCCACAGCUAAAAAAGAGGAAUUUGAACCUAAGUUCCUGGGAUUCAACGGCUUUUUAUUGCCCAUGCAGUUAAUACAGCUGCCUAGACCCCCUCAUUACUCUGUUAACAUCAAGCUGGAAGCUUUUUUGUGAUACCAGGAACAUCUUGCUGCCCAUUCUGAACCAGUCAGUAAUUGGCAUGGCACACUUAAAUAUAU
Messenger RNA from Enhydra lutris kenyoni (northern sea otter), 4928 nucleotides. RefSeq names its product nuclear cap binding protein subunit 1. Gene Ontology annotation, biological process: mRNA export from nucleus; regulation of mRNA processing; nuclear-transcribed mRNA catabolic process, nonsense-mediated decay. The transcript is spliced from 23 exons. The record is from RefSeq and is a predicted model, not a curated record. Lineage: Eukaryota; Metazoa; Chordata; Mammalia; Carnivora; Mustelidae. Gene Ontology annotation, cellular component: nuclear cap binding complex; nucleus. Gene Ontology annotation, molecular function: protein binding; mRNA binding; RNA cap binding. Bases 260 to 2632 code for a protein of 790 amino acids.